AUGUUUGCUAAACUGCGACCUCACCAUCGCCGCACCUCAUCGAAUCCCACGUCGCCGGCCGACCCACAACUACAACUACAACCCCAUCCCCAUCCCCAAUCCCAACCCUUCGAGCAACCCGCCCAUACAGAUCAUGCCCACCCCUACAGAUACCCGGACGGGAAGAUACUAGAGUUACCGACGUCUCGAUCGCCGCCGCCGCCGCCGCCGCCGCCACUGCCGCCGCUGCCGCCGCCAUCUUUACAGCUGCAGCCCAUUGCGCGCGUGUCUUCGGCAGACAGGGACUUGGAUGGGCCGUGGAAUGGCAUAUUCACAUACAGCGGACUGCAGCCGGGCACCAUCACAACCAUUACGAGCGAGAAAGACCCAUAUUCACGGAGAAACCACGGGAGGAUGCUAAAUGCUGCGUCGCCGAGAACAGAGUCGGCUGGGAUGACCGCUCCGACAAGCCACCACCGUCUACAGCAUCCACGAGCACAGGCGGAGAUGAAGAGGAAUCCGGAAAGUCCACGUCUCAGAUCGGACACCAGUCCUGGCUUCGUGACGUCUCCCGGGCUGGCAGCACCAUCGAUACAAGGCGUCAAGAAGUCGCAGACCAGCAGCUUCUCGUUGGGAGCCACGACGCUGAUAGAACCUAUACAUUCGAAAUCGAGACUGAAUAAGCUGAAUCCCAUGUCACUGCUGGCGCGGAGGAAGGCAUCACCAGCAAUGCCGCAACUGGCACCCCAAUCUCUGGUUUCGAGCAAGCGAGGAAAGAAGGUUACCGAGACCUUUGAUCCCCGGAUUCGAGGAACGCUUGUCCAUGACUUCAGCGCCCCUCGACCCAGGAAGAAGCUGUCCAACGGAGAUCUGCGGCAAGAUGCAAACUCGGCGCAAAACCUAAGAUAUCAGCGCAGUCCGAAUGGGGACCCGAGUAAUGCGGGCGAGGAUGUCACUAGCCCGUGGAGCGGUGGCAAUCACACUCCAGUCUUUACAGAGAACUUCGAGGAGGAACAGUAUCCUCAUGCUGGACCCCACGUGCGGAAAGCCAGUGACUUGACGGAUCUGCCACUUCCUCAGCCGCCCUAUGCCCGAGGCCUUCAAAAGUCACCUGAUCCAAAAAGCACCGAUGGAGCACAGAAGCAACCCCAUGGGCCCACGAGGCCGAAUACCCAGAAGCCGGCUCCAGAUUGCCCCCCGUUGCCACUCCAUCCACCGCCAGUACCACUGAGGCCAGAUGGGCCUUCAUCCGUUGAGCCACGGCGCGUAUCGAUAGAUCCCGCCUCGGCGCCUCCCAAGGCGGGUUCGAGGAGAAGUCGACCGCGCAGCAACGUCUCAGAGGUGUCUAUCAAAGAUGCUGCUGCGCUUCCCAAACACAUGAGAAGCACGUCUUCGCGAUUCAGCUUCGAUAUGGUCGGGGCAGCCAAGCAAGAGAAGUUGUUGGAAGAGAGGCACCGGAAGAAAGCUCAGAAGAAAGAAGCCGAGACCCUGGACGGCGGAGAUGGUCGACUGGAAGAUGAGCGAGGGGAUGAUGACUAUUAUGACCAUAUGGAGGACGACGAUGGGUUGGAGGAAUGGAUACCGGGGCUCGAAGUUGCGGAUGAGGAGGAUUACCCCUACGAUCACGAUGAUCUGGAAGAGCCGAUACCCAUGUCUGGUUUUGACGAAGGCGAUGCUUAUCCAGACAGCGGGAUCUUGGGCGGGUUCACGUUCCAGCACUCUUUAUUGCCAGCGCCAUUGAGUCCCAAGAGUCCAGCGAUAGCGAGCACCCCGCGAGAUGAAGAUGGCGCUGUUAUCGGGUUUGCCAUGUCCAGGAACUCGCCCUGGGCUCCAGACGCAGUCGAGUCGGGGUUGUCGCCAUCCUCGCCUCUUCCCUUCGGCCUUAAAGCAACAGGCCCUGUCCAAGGCCUUGGACUCCAGGGCAUGAAUACCAGGACUGCUGACGCUACGCGGCAAUUUUCACCCGUCGAUGAGUUCCCACGACCUCCCGCGCUUGAUGAUGAUGACGACCUGUACUUCGACGACGGCAUCAUCGGUGAGCCCGGUGACGGUGACAACCAUAUCGAGUUUGACGAGUCUGUUUUUGACAACAUCGACACAGACCAGUAUGGGAGACCCUUAAAACCACUUCCAUCCUUACCGGCCCAGCCCCUCCCGCUUAUGCUCGCCGCCGAUCUGUCCUCUUCCUUCCAACAUGGCACAUUAGAAGCGGAGGAUAUGAUCGAUCCCGCCUCUCCAAUCCUCCCUACAAGCGGCCGCCUCGCUCCCAAACCAUCCAUAUCAGGCCGCGGCUAUGGGAGUUCCGGCUCACAAGGAUCAGAGGGACCUCUACCACUUCCUACGCAAACGCUCACUCGCGACACUCUCGCUGCUUACCAGUCAGCUCUUGCAGAGGCAGCAUUCGCCGCAGCCGCCAACGGGAAAUUCCGCCGCGACAGCACCAACACGUCGGAGCAAGAAGACUCCCAGCCAGGCCUCAUCAACGACUCCGGUCAAACAUCGCAUUGCGAACCCUUCUCGCCUCCCUACGAUAAGUUAGAAGACGACUUCGACUAUGACGACGUACUCGAAGAUGAUCCCAUCAUCGCAGCCGCAAAUGCUGAAGCUCUAGCCAACGAUGACGAUGGUUUCUACGGGCAUGAAUUCGGGUUCUACUCGGCACCCGCUGAAGGCAACAAUCAAAUCGGUGGGUUCUUUGGACCUCGUGGGCUAUCGGGUGUAGCUCGUGGCUUGAGCAACAGAGUUGUCUCGCGAGAACCAAACCUCACUCCCAUCACCGAACGGUCCGAGUAUUCUAACCGAAACUCCUUCAUGAGUCUCGCCAUGCACCCCCCAGGCAGCAUGCCCUCUCCAGGGCUGGCACAACUCACAAACAUGCUCCGCACCCCAGGGGGCGACUACGAUAAUGCAGACAUCAGCUUUGAGGCCUUACUCAAGCUGCGGGCCCGCGCGUGGGGUGGUAGCCAAGCAAGCCAACACAGCAGCGGUGGCGGCGGCAGCCCCAAGAGCACAGCAGGUAUGGACGAUGGCCCCCCAAGCGGUGCACAGCCACCUUUGGCGCAAGCUGGUGCGGUGAGCCCGCGCCCCGGCUCUGGUUCUGGGCACCAGAAGAAUAGCAAGACCUUCAGUUUCCAUAGCGAGUGUGCGAGCGCGACCAGCAGUCCGCCUGCCAGUCCAACUCUCGCGACGGCGUUCCCGCCGCUGGAUGGGAUUGCAGAGAAGAGCGCGAAGGCGACCGAGAAGAAUAUGGGGUUUGAUACUGGGAGAAACGAGAGCAUCCGUCACACCAAGGGAGAGAGUCCAGAUGGCGGAAAGAUGGUGUUGGAGAGAAGACGGGCGAGGAAGAGUGGAGAGGAGGCGCCCGAGAGGGAGGUCGUUGAGGGUGGCAUUUAG
This is a messenger RNA of Drepanopeziza brunnea f. sp. 'multigermtubi' MB_m1, 3372 nucleotides long. RefSeq lists its product as uncharacterized. The record is from RefSeq and is a predicted model, not a curated record. Lineage: Eukaryota; Fungi; Ascomycota; Leotiomycetes; Helotiales; Drepanopezizaceae.